Messenger RNA from Coregonus sp. 'balchen', 19297 nucleotides. The record is from the annotation of a GenBank genome assembly. Lineage: Eukaryota; Metazoa; Chordata; Actinopteri; Salmoniformes; Salmonidae.
AUGGGCUGUAUAUUGUUUUUUAUUCAACCAAAACGAAAUGAAGUCAAGCAUGAUAACAUUUCCUCCCCUGGGAUUUCAGACCAAGAAAAAGAAAUAGCUGCAAAUGCGUUGGAGGCGUUUACGGUAACAUCACUUUUAUUUGCCAUCAGCAGUGUUUUCUGCAAAUUGUGCAAUCCUAGGGAGUUGGCCAACUUGGCAACAACUCCGUCUGUCAAACCUAUCUGAUUUACAAUAUUUGUUUACAUUUGUUGAUGCUACUAUUCAUGAGUUUUUUUGUUACAUUUGUUGAUUUUAAUUUGUUUACUCACAGGCCGGAAACUAUGAUGAAUCUUUGAAACACCUUGGGAAGCUGCAAGAGUUGAACAAGGAGGACUACAAGAUUGCUUUGAAUAAAGCAAUAGCUGAAUUCUACAAGAGUGGCCAAACCACCACAUGUACCCUGAAACAGACCCUCAUUGCAAUGAAAAACCAGGUGACUAUCGUUAAAACCUUUUAUAUCCAGUUCUCUCAAUGACAUGCCAAAUAAAUGUUUAAUAUAGUGUAGUAUCAUUGAUUCAUGUUUUAAAUGUCUUGAUUCUUGAUCAAUAUAUUCACAGAUGCACAGAAUAGUUCAACCAUUAAGUUGGCUGAUCCUUAACCAUUCAUGCAUUUUUGUCUAACCAUUCAUGCAUUUUUGUCUAUCAAGGUGCACACUUCAAUGGAGGACAUUGAUGGUUUGGAUGACGUAGAGAACAGUCUGCUCUACUACAAUCAAGCUAUCAUUCACUACCACAUGAGACAGUACUCCGAAGCUAUCGCUAUUGGAGAGAAGCUGUACCAGUUUCUGGAGCCAUUUGGUAGGUUUUGGUGAUUUAUAUGGAAAUUCAUAUGUCAGAGAACACAAACACUGAAAUAUAGUGCAUGAUUACACAGUACACACACAGUCACACGCACACGCUUAGUCACAGCAACUGGUAAUGUUCCUGAUGAAUCGGCCUGUGCAUCCCAUCAGUAUAGCAUGGCUUGAUGGUGUUAUUUGUCCUAGAAGAGAAGUUUGCUCUGGCGGUCUGCUUCUUGCUGGUGGAUCUGUACCUGCUAACGUACCAGCCAGAGAAGGCCCUCCAUCUCCUUGCUGUGCUGGAGAAACUGUCUGUACAGGGAAACAACAAGAACGGCAAAGGGGAGGUAUGUGUCCGGUCACGUUUGUGACUUUGACCCAUGAUGUUUAUGUUACUGUGCUCAUGUAUGUUGAAUGUUAUUUUCCACCUCUUAGAGAAAUGACUGUUCUGCCUAAGUCCAUAUGUUCUUAUUAUUAUUAGUGGCACCUGUAAUGUUGUGAGAUAUUAAGGUUCUUGUGCAAAGAUGUGCCGCUGCGUGUGUACUUACAUUAAGGGUGUCUGUCAUGUCCAGGUAAUAUUUCAGGCACAGUGCAAGUUCUACAUUCACAGGGACCCGGUAGUGGAGGCAGCAGACCUCAUUCAGGAUAAUCUCAGGGAGAUUACUGGAGGACAGGUUACUAAAAUACACUUCAGGCGCUUACACACUGACACAACAUUGACCAACAAACACAGAAUUGGAUAGAUGUGACUUGGCGGUUGUUGGCAAAUGUUGGAGCGUUGGGUCAGUGUGAAGGUGCCUUUAGAACCAAAUACAACACACUCCUACUCUGGAUGGCCACGGCAUUUUUACACUAGGUCUGCCAAAAUAAACAUCUUACUGAGGUUAUGCAGUUACACUAGUUACAUCUGAGUGCAGGCUAUUUUACUAAUGGUUUUACAUUUCAAUUAUAAUGAGAUGAGAAGACAUUUUAUAUUUUCUGAAUGCAAUGUGGUCAUUUUCUAAUGUCUGUGUCUGUCUUGAAAUUGCAGAGUGCCAACAGCACAAACAAAGAUGGUCGGAACCAGAAGGCAGAGUUCAUCGGCAUGAUCGAAGCGGCAAAAUCCAAAAUGCACCAGGUACAUUUAACACCAAUCCUUUUCCUGAGGUGGAGGAAAUGAAGACAGGAAAGCAACUUUUGUAUUGCUGCUUUUGUUUCACACUUUUGUCGUUCUUCUCGUCCACAGUACAAAGUGCGAGCGUACAUUCAGAUGAAGUCAUCAAAGGCGUGCAAAAGGGAGAUCAAGUCUGUGAUGAACACAGCAGGGAAUGUGAGUCAUGAUGUUUACGUUGCUAAAUCGAUUACUAAACUAGCCUGGUUCCAGGUCUGUUUGUGCUGUCUUGCCAACUCCUAUGGUCAACGGCUUGACAAUGACCAUAGAAGUUGUCAAGACGGCACAACACGAUCUGGAAACCAGGCUAUUGAACUGCCUUACUAAACCUGCUCUCUCCCAAACAGCCCCUUCCUACCUUUCCCUGGUUCAGUUGAAUGCACUGAUUGUAAGUUGUUUUGGAUGAGAGCAUCUGCUAAAUGACUAGAAUGUCAAUGUUUCCAUUCCAACCUGUGUUUCCUUCAUCUCCCACUAGUCUGCGCCCUCACUCUUCCUCAAGAGUAACUUUGAGUACCUGAGAGGAAACUACCGCAAAGCAGUGAAGCUCUUAAACAGCUCCAACAUCGCAGAGCACCCAGGGGCCAUCAAAACAGGUAUGUUUAGACCCCUUUUACACAACUUAGAACUGACCUGUACUGAGCUGUGCUUACCUGGUUACACUUCCACCAUAGUUGUUGGACCAUGCUGGAAAGGACAAUGUCAAAGUAUAUAUCCGAGCCAGGACUGUAUGGAUCGGGUCAGCUAUAUAGUAUGGAAAGGGUAUCAGAAAGACUGUCCUGUCAGUGACAGAGCACCAUUGAGCAUUACAUAUAUGAAAGUUAACUUCCACUAAACGUUCUGACUUGUUUGUUUCUUCCAUCAGGUGAAUGUGUGCGCUGUAUGUUCUGGAACAAUCUGGGUUGCAUACACUUUGCCAUGGGGAAACACAACCUAGGUAUCUUCUACUUCAAAAAGGCCCUGCAGGAGAACGACCACACGUGUGCACAGCUGGGUGACGGUGGGGCAACGGGUAACGGGCAAUGUGAGUCAAUAGAAACUGGGUUUAAUGCUAUUGAUCGCAACAGGACAGUUUCCCGAACACAGAUUAAGCCUAGUCUUGGACUUAAAAGUAUGUUCAAUGCAAAUUCUCCAUCAAAAGUGUAUUUUAGUGCAGGACUAGUUUAAUCUGUGUCCUGGAAACUGGUCUUACAUGUUUCUCUCGUAAUUGUACACUGACUAGCUCUGUUGUACACUGACUAGCUCUGUUGUACACUGACUAGCUCUGUUGUACACUGACUAGCUCUGUUGUACACUGACUAGCUCUGUUGUUCACUGACUAGCUCUGUUGUACACUGACUAGCUCUGUUGUUCACUGACUAGCUCUGUUGUACACUGACUAGCUCUGUUGUACACUGACUAGCUCUGUUGUUCACUGACUAGCUCUGUUGUACACUGACUAGCUCUGUUGUUCACUGACUAGCUCUGUUGUACACUGACUAGCUCUGUUGUCUCUCUGUCCUUCCAGCUAAGCAGUUCUCGGGCAUCCCCAUGUGCGCGCUGCUAGCCAACAAGCGUUAUGAGCUGCUGUAUAACUGUGGGAUCCAGCUGCUGCACAUCGGCCGGCCCCUGGCGGCCUUCGAGUGUCUGAUGGAGGCUGUGCAGGUGUACCACUCUAACCCUCGCCUCUGGUUACGGCUGGCUGAGUGCUGCAUCGCUGCCAACAAGGGCGUGAGUUGUGAUAAAACACACACAAACUCACGCUCACACAUACACACGUUUUCUUACAGUGAAAUAUAACGUACCAACAUUCAAAUUUGGCAUUUUGUUAUUUUUCAGAGCUUAGAACAGGAGAACAAGGGUCUUCCCAGUAAAAAGGGUAUCGUUCAGGCCAUCGUUGGGCAGGGCUACCAUCGCAAGAUCAUCCUGGCGUCGCAGUCCUCCCAGAACACAAUCUACAGGUCCGUUUUCCCUUUUCCCCAUGGACCUAACCAGUACUGUCCAGGAGAUGGCGUUAAAACAUUUGUUUACAUGGUAGUGUUUGCUGAAAUCAAUAGGGGCUAGCUCGCUGAAAUUAGAGGGUACUCUGAGACAACUCAAGAUGUUGAUCAUUACUAUAUCUCCAUUAACUUCAUGGUUGACUCUUUCCUCCCCUAAAUGUGGGUGUGUAGUGAUGGGCAGUCUGCAGCCAUUCCGGUGGCCAGUAUGGAGUUUGCAGCUAUCUGUCUGAGGAACGGUCUGGUCCUCCUCCCUGAUCACCAGCAGCAGGAGACCAAGGCAGAGAACGGCUCCAAGACACCCAGCCAGUCAGGCAGCACAGAGAGUGGCUCAGAGAACAGCGACGCCUGCAGGUCAGUGUCUCAUCUCACCUUGAGAUUGGCUUGAUGCUGAAACAUGUCUUGUCAAAUCUUCCAAAUCUAUUUUUGUAGAGCACUGUGGUCAUUAAGGGAUAGACUAUUAACAAGGAUUCAGCUCUCCAUGGCCUCAGAUAGAAGAAUAACUUUGCAGGGAGUAUGUUGCUUUCCAUUUCCCUGAUUUUCUCUUUGUUGGUUUGACAGUGGGAAGGGUCAAGAAGGGGACAAGUUCCUUUCUGCAGCACCAUCUUCACCUCUGAGGAAACAGGAGGUUGAAAACCUCAGGUAACAAACACCUCUCUACCUUUCUGUCUCCCUCCGUCUCCCCCAGUCAAUUCAUUCUCCUCUCCCUCCUUCCUAUGCCUCUCAGGACUCAUAUCACUCUCCCCCUCCUCUCCCUCCUUCCUAUGCCUCUCAGGACUCAUAUCUCUCCUCCUCCUCUCCCUCCUUCCUAUGCCUCUCAGGACUCAUACAGUGGGGAAAAAAAGUAUUUAGUCAGCCACCAAUUGUGCAAGUUCUCCCACUUAAAAAGAUGAGAGGCCUGUAAUUUUCAUCAUAGGUACACAUCAACUAUGACAGACAAAUUGAGAUUUUUUUUCUCCAGAAAAUCACAUUGUAGGAUUUUUUAUGAAUUUAUUUGCAAAUUAUGGUGGAAAAUAAGUAUUUGGUCACCUACGAACAAGCAAGAUUUCUGGCUCUCACAGACCUGUAACUUCUUCUUUAAGAGGCUCCUCUGUCCUCCACUCGUUACCUGUAUUAAUGGCACCUGUUUGAACUUGUUAUCAGUAUAAAAGACACCUAUCCACAACCUCAAACAGUCACACUCCAAACUCCACUAUGGCCAAGACCAAAGAGCUGUCAAAGGACACCAGAAACAAAAUUGUAGACCUGCACCAGGCUGGGAAGACUGAAUCUGCAAUGGGUAAGCAGCUUGGUUUGAAUAAAUCAACUGUGGGAGCAAUUAUUAGGAAAUGGAAGACAUACAAGACCACUGAUAAUCUCCCUCGAUCUGGGGAUCCACGCAAGAUCUCACCCCGUGGGGUCAAAAUGAUCACAAGAACGGUGAGCAAAAAUCCCAGAACCACACGGGGGGACCUAGUGAAUGACCUGCAGAGAGCUGGGACCAAAGUAACAAAGCCUAUCAUCAGUAACACACUACGCCGCCAGGGACUCAAAUCCUGCAGUGCCAGACGUGUCCCCCUGCUUAAGCCAGUACAUGUCCAGGCCCGUCUGAAGUUUGCUAGAUUGCAUUUGGAUGAUCCAGAAGAGGAUUGGGAGAAUGUCAUAUGGUCAGAUGAAACCAAAAUACAACUUUUUGGUAAAAACUCAACUCGUCGUGUUUGGAGGACAAAUAAUGCUGAGUUGCAUCCAAAGAACACCAUACCUACUGUGAAGCAUGGGGGUGGAAACAUCAUGCUUUGAGGCUGUUUUUCUGCAAAGGGACCAGGACGACUGAUCCGUGUAAAGGAAAGAAUGAAUGGGGCCAUGUAUCGUGAGAUUUUGAGUGAAAACCUCCUUCCGUCAGCAAGGGCAUUGAAGAUGAAACUUGGCUGGGUCUUUCAGCAUGACAAUGAUCCCAAACACACCGCCCGGGCAACGAAGGAGUGGCUUCGUAAGAAGCAUUUCAAAGUCCUGGAGUGGACUAGCCAGUCUCCAGAUCUCAACCUCAUAGAAAAUCUUUGGAGGGAGUUGAAAGUCCGUGUUGCCCAGCGACAGCCCCAAAACAUCACUGCUCUAGAGGAGAUCUGCAUGGAGGAAUGGGCCAAAAUACCAGCAAAAGUGUGUGAAAACCUUGUGAAGACUUACAGAAAACGUUUGACCUGUGUCAUUGCCAACAAAGGGUAUAUAACAAAGUAUUGAGAAACUUUUGUUAUUGACCAAAUACUUAUUUUCCACCAUAAUUUGCAAAUAAAUUCAUUAAAAAUCCUACAAUGUGAUCUUCUGGAUUUUUCUUUCUCAUUUUGUCUGUCAUAGUUGACGUGUACCUAUGAUGAAAAUUACAGGCCUCUCUCAUCUUUUUAAGUGGGAGAACUUGCACAAUUGGUGGCUGACUAAAUACUUUUUUUCCCCACUGUAUAUCACUCUCCUCCUCCUUCUCCUCUCCCUCCUUCCUAUGCCUCUCAGGACUCAUAUAUCACUCUGCUCCUCCUCUCCCUCCUUCCUAUGCCUCUCAGGAUUCAUAUAUCACUCUCCCCCUCCUCUCCCUCCUUCCUAUGCCUCUCAGGAUUCAUAUCACUCUCCUCCUCCUCUCCCUCCUUCCUAUGCCUCUCAGGACUCAUAUCACUCUCCUCCUCCUCUCCCUCCUUCCUAUGCCUCUCAGGACUCAUAUAUCACUCUCCUCCUCUCCCUCCUUCCUAUGCCUCUCAGGACUCAUAUAUCACUCUCCCCCUCCUCUCCCUCCUUCCUAUGCCUCUCAGGACUCAUAUAUCACUCUCCUCCUCCUCUCCCUCCUUCCUAUGCCUCUCAGGACUCAUAUAUCACUCUCCUCCCCCUCCUUCCUAUGCCUCUCAGGACUCAUAUAUCACUCUCCCCCUCCUCUCCCUCCUUCCUAUGCCUCUCAGGACUCAUAUAUCACUCUCCUCCUCCUCGCCCUCCUUCCUAUGCCUCUCAGGACUCAUAAAUCACUCUCCUCCUCCCCCUCCUCUCCCUCCUUCCUAUGCCUCUCAGGACUCAUAUAUCACUCUCCUCCUCCUCUCCCUCCUUCCUAUGCCUCUCAGGACUCAUAUAUCACUCUCCUCCCUCCUCUCCCUCCUUCCUAUGCCUCUAAGGACUCAUAUAUCACUCUCCUCCUCCUCUCCCUCCUUCCUAUGCCUCUCAGGACUCAUAUAUCACUCUCCUCCUCCUCCUCGCCCUCCUUCCUAUGCCUCAGACUAAUCACUCCUCCUCCUCGCCUCUUACCCAGGACUCAUAUAACUCUCCUCCCUCCCUCCUUCUAUGCCUCUCAGACUCAUAUCACUCUCCUCCUCUCCUCCUCUCCCUCCUUCCUAUGCCUCAGGAUCAUAUAUCACUCUCCCUCCUCCUCCCCUCCUUCCUAUGCCUCUCAGGACUCAUAUAUCACUCUCCUCCUCUCCUCCUUCAUGCCUCUCAGGACUCUAAUCCCUCUCCUUCCUCUCCUCUCCUCCUCUAUGCCUCUCAGACUAUAUCACUCUCUCUCUCCUCCUCCUUCUAUCCUCUAGAUCUAUUCACUCUCCUCCUCUCCUCCUUUAUGCCUCUCAGGACUCAUAUAUCACCUCCUUCCUCUCCUCUCCCUCCUUCCUAUGCCUUCUCAGGACUCAUAUCACCUCCUCCUCUCCUCCUCUCCCUCCUUUCCUAUGCCUUCAGGAUCAUAUAUCACUCUCUUCCUCCUCUUCUCCUCCCCUCCUUCCUAUGCCUCUCAGACUCAUAUAUACACUCUCCCUCCUUCUCCUCUCCCUCCUUCUAUGCCUCUCAGGACUCAUAUAUCACUCUCCUCCUCCUCUCCCUCCUUCUAUGCCUCUCAGGACUCAUAUAUCACUCUCCUCCUCCUCUCCCUCCUUCCUAUGCCUCUACAGGACUCAUAUAUCACUCUCCCUCCUCUCCUCUCCCUCCUUCCUAUGCCUCUCAGGACUCAUAUAUCACUCCUCCUUCCUCCCCUCCUUCCUAUGCCUUUCAGGACUCAUAUAUCACUCUCCUCCUCCUUCUCUCUCCCUCCUUCCUAUGCCUCUUUAGGACUCAUUUUAUCACUCUCCUCCUUCUCCUCUCCCUCCUUCCUAUGCCCUCAGGACUCAAUAUCACUCUCCUCCUCCUCCUCUCCCUCCUUCCUAUGCCUCUCAGACUCAUACUAUCACUCUCCCUCCUCUCCCUCCUUCCUAGCCUCUAGGACUCAUAUAUCACUCUCCCCCUCCCUCUCCCUCCUUCCUAUGCUCUCAGGACUCAUAUCACUCUCCUCCUUCGCCUCCUCCCCCUCCUUCCUAUGCCUCUCAGACUCUAAUCACUCUCCUCCCUCUUCCUAUGCCUCUCAGGACUCGUAUUCCUCUCCUCCUCCUCUCCCUCCUUCCUAUGCCUCCCAGGACUCAUAUAUCACUCUCCUCCUUCUCCUCUCCCUCCUUCCUAUGCCUCUCAGGACUCAUAUAUCACUCUCCUUCUCCUCUCCCUCCUUCCUAUGCCUCUCAGGACUCAUAUAUCACUCUCCCCUCCUCUCCCUCCUUCCUAUGCCUCUCAGGACUCAUAUAUCACUCUCCUCCUCCUCCUCCUCGCCCUCCUUCCUAUGCCUUCAGGACUCAUAUAUCACUCUCCCCCUCCUCUCCCUCCUUCCUAUGCCUCUCAGGACUCAUAUAUCACUCUCCUCCUCUCCCUCCUUCCUAUGCCUCUCAGGAUUCAUAUAUCACUCUCUUCCUCCUCCUCCCCCUCGCCCUCCGUUCCUAUGCCUCUCAGACUCGUAUCAUCACUCUCCCCCUCCUCUCCUCCUUCCCGUGCCUCUCAGGACUCAUAUAUCACCUCUCCCCCCUCCUUCCUAUGCCUCUCAGGACUCAUAUAUCACUCUCUCUCCUCCUCUCCCUCCUUCCUAUGCCUCUCAGGACUCAUAUAUCACUCCUCCCCCUCCUCUCCCUCCUUCCCAUUCCUCUCAGGACUCAUAUAUCACUCUCUCCCUCCUCUCCCCUUCCUAUGCCUCUCAGAUUCAUAUUCCUCUCCUCCUCCUCCUCCCUCCUUCCUAUGCUUCUCAGGACCAUAUAUCUCUCCUCCUUCCUCCUCCUCCUUCCUCCUCAUGCCUUUCAUGACUCCUAUCAUACUCCUCCCUCCUCCUUCCCUCGCUCCUUCUAUCUCCUCUCCUCCCCUCCUCUCCUCUCAGGAUCAUAUCCAUCCCUCCUCCCCUCCUCUUUCUCCUCCUCAUGACCUCUACAUCCCUCUCCUCUCCAUAGCCUCUCAGACUUCAAUCCUCUCCCCUCCUCUCCCUCCUUCCUAAUGCCUCUCAGGACUCAUAUAUCACUCCUCCCUCCUCCCCUCUCCCUCCUUCCUCUUCACUUCCUCCUAGCCCUCUCAUUCCAUCCUUCCACUCCUCCCCCCUCCUUCCUAUCUUCUCAGGACUCAAUAUCACUCACUCCCCUCCUUCUCCUCCUCCUUCUAUGCCUUCAGGACUCAUUAUCUCCUCCUCUCCUCCUCCUCCUCUCCCUCCUCCUAUCCUCUCACGGCUCCCCUAUCUCAUUCCUAUCCUCCUUCCCUCUCCCUCCCUUCCUAUGCCUCUCCGCUCAUAUCCUCUAACUAUUCACCUCCCCUCCUUCCUAUCCCUCGUCUAAUCUCCCCUCCUCCCCUCUUCCUUCCUAUCCCCCUCCUCCUUCCCUUCCCCCCUUUCCUACCUCAUUAUAUCACUCCCUCCUCCCCCUCCCCUCCUCCUUGGACUCAUUAUCCCUCCCCCCCUCCUCUCAUCCUAUCCCUCCCCUCCUCCUCUCCUCCUCCUCCCCCUCACCUUCCUAUCCUCUCCAGGCCUCAUCCUAUCACUCCCUCUCCUCCUCUCCCUCCUUCAUUCCCUCCUCCAGGCCUCCGAUCAUAUAUCACUCUCCUCUCCUCUCACUCUCCUUCCUCCCUCCCCAGGACUCAUUAUCACUCUCCUCCUCUCCUCUCCCCCCUCCUCCCCUUGCCUCUCAGGACUCAUAUAUCACCUCCUCCCCUCCCUCUCCUCCUCCGACCCCAUAUCCUCUCACCUCUCCUCCUUCCUCCUCUCGACUCAUUCCCUCCUCCCCUCUCCUCUCCUCCUCAGGACUCAUAUAGCCUCUCUCCCUCCUCUCCUCCCCUCCUAUGCUCUCCGGACUCUAUAUCACUCUCCUCCCUCCUCCCCUCCUUCCCUAUGCCUCCAGGUCUUACCCUCUCCUCCUCCUCCCUCCUUCUCCUCUCAGGUCCAUAAUCACUCUCUUCCCCUCUCCCCCUCCCCCUCCUCUCCAUCAUACAUCACCUCCUCCCUUCCCUCCUCCCUUCCUCUCUUCCUCUCCUCUCCCUCUUCCUUCCUUCACUCUAUAUCUACCUCCCCCUCCUGCUCCUACUCCUCCCUCCUCCUCCUCCCUCUCUAUCACUCCCCUCUCCUUCCUCCUCCCCCUUCCUCUGCCUCUUCCAGCUCUAUCCUCUUCCUCCUCUCUCCCCUCCUCCUUCCUAUGCCUCUCAGGACUCAAUAUCACUCUCCCCUCCUCUCCCUCCUUCCUUUCAGGACUCAUAUAUCACUCUCCUCCUCCUUCUCCUCUCCCUCCUUCCUAUGCCUCUCAGGACUCCAUAUCACUCUCCUCCUCCUCUCCCUCCUUCCUGUGCCUCUCAGGACUCAUAUAUCACUCUCCUCCCCCUCCUUCCUAUGCCUCUCAGGACUCAUAUAUCACUCUCCUCCUCCUUCUCAUCUCCCUCCUUCCUAUGCCUCUCAGGACUCAUAUCACUCUCCUCCUCCUUCUCCUCUCCCUCCUUCCUAUGCCUAUCAGGACUCAUAUAUCACUCUCCUCCUCCUUCUCAUCUCCCUCCUUCCUAUGCCUCUCAGGACUCAUAUCACUCUCCUCCUCCUUCUCCUCCUCUCCCUCCUUCCUAUGCCUCUCAGGACUCAUAUAUCACUCUCCUCCUCCUUCUCCUCUCCCUCCUUCCUAUGCCUCUCAGGACUCAUAUAUCACUCUCCUCCUCCUCUCCCUCCUUCCUAUGCCUCGCAGGACUCAUAUAUCACUCCUCCUUCUCCUCUCCCUCCUUCCUAUGCCUCUCAGGACUCAUAUCACUCUCCUCCUCUCCCUCCUUCCUAUGCCUUUCAGGACUCAUAUAUCACUCUCUCCCUCCUUCCUAUGCCUCUCAGGACUCAUAUAUCACUCUCCUCCUUCUCCUCCUCGCCCUCCUUCCUAUGCCUCUCAGGACUCAUAUAUCACUCUCCCCCUCCUCUCCCUCCUUCCUAUGCCUCUCAGGAUUCAUAUAUCACUCUCCUCCUCUCCCUCCUUCCUAUGCCUCUCAGGACUCAUAUAUCACUCUCCUCCUCCUCUCCCUCCUUCCUAUGCCUCUCAGGACUUAUAUAUCACUCCUUCUCCUCUCCCUCCUUCCUAUGCCUUUCAGGACUCAUAUAUCACCCUCCUCCUCCUUCUCCUCUCCCUCCUUCCUAUGCCUCUCAGGACUCAUAUAUCACUCUCCUCCUCCUUCUCCUCUCCCUCCUUCCUAUGCCUCUCAGGACUCAUAUAUCACUCUCCUCCUCCUUCUCCUCUCCCUCCUUCCUAUGCCUCUCAGGACUCAUAUAUCACUCUCCUCCUCCUUCUCAUCUCCCUCCUUCCUAUGCCUCUCAGGACUCAUAUCACUCUCCUCCUCCUUCUCCUCUCCUCUCCCUCCUUCCUAUGCCUAUCAGGACUCAUAUAUCACUCUCCUCCUCCUUCUCAUCUCCCUCCUUCCUAUGCCUCUCAGGACUCAUAUCACUCUCCUCCUCCUUCUCCUCCUCUCCCUCCUUCCUAUGCCUCUCAGGACUCAUAUAUCACUCUCCUCCUCCUUCUCAUCUCCCUCCUUCCUAUGCCUCUCAGGACUCAUAUCACUCUCCUCCUCCUUCUCCUCUCCCUCCUUCCUAUGCCUAUCAGGACUCAUAUAUCACUCUCCUCCUCCUUCUCAUCUCCCUCCUUCCUAUGCCUCUCAGGACUCAUAUCACUCUCCUUCUCCUCCUCUCCCUCCUUCCUAUGCCUCUCAGGACUCAUAUAUCACUCUCCUCCUCCUUCUCAUCUCCCUCCUUCCUAUGCCUCUCAGGACUCAUAUCACUCUCCUCCUCCUCUCCUCUCCUCCUCUAUAUUAGAUAAUCACUCUCCUCUCCCUCUCAAUCCUCAUGCAUAUCAGGACUCAUAUCCUCUCCCCCUCCUCCUCUCCUUCCUAUGCCUCUCAGGACUCAUAUCUCACCCUCCUCCUCCCUCCUUCCUUGCUCUCAGGACUCAUAUAUCACUUCCUCCUCCUUCUCAUCUCCCUCCUUCCUAUGCCUCUCAGGACUCAUAUAUCACUCUCCUCCUCCUCUCUUCUUUCUUUCUCCAUUUCUCUGUUGCCCUCUCUGGUCCUCCUGUGUUUCUCUUCUAUGGACUAAUUGGACAAAGCUUUCCCUCAUUCCUUUCACUUUUCGUUGGGAGAGUUCGGGAGGGGGUAGAGCUAUAGAGGAGGUGCUGAAUGAAGGGCUGACCCCACCGGGAAAGUUUACGGGUAUCCCGUCAACUACUCUGGUUUAUUUCCUGGAAUCUGAGUCUGUUCAGUUGUGGCCCAGCCAGCCAACCAGUGAGAGACCUGGGAGGGACACACCCACUACAGUCCAGACUCUCCCCGCCUGCACAUUUUUUUUCACUAACAAAAAUAAUUGAAUGAAUUGUUUAAUUAGUAUUAAUUUCAAUAUAUAAUUAAUUUCUCCCACAUCUGAAUGUUAUACAACCCACUAUGUUUCCCACUGCAUGGUUGAUGUGACCUGUCAUGUGUUGUCCUGUCUGGGCUGAAUGGGUAUUCCUGUGUGGUGUUGGCUCUCUAGGUGUUCCCUCCUGGCCUGCAGUGCCUACGUGGCCCUGGCGUUAGGAGACAACCUGAUGGCCCUGAACCAUGCAGAGAAGCUCCUUCACCAGACCAAGCUGUCUGGAUCACUCAAGUAAGGACUUCAUCACUCUCUCUAUCUCCAUUUCAAUGUAAGGGCUUUAUUGGCAUGGGAAACAUAUGUUAACGUUGCCAAAGCAAGUGAAAUAGAGAAUAAACAAAAGUGAAAUAAACAAUCAAAAUGAACAGUAAACAUUACACUCACAAAAGUUCAAAAAGAAUAGACAUUUAAAAUGUCAUAUUAUGGCUAUGUACAGUGUUAUAAUGAUGUGCAAAUAGUUAAAGUACAAAAGGGAAAAUAAAUAACCAUAAAUAUGGUUUAUUACAGAGUUUGUUCUUUACUGGUUGUCCUUUUCUUGUGGCAACAGGUCACACAUCUUGUUGCUGUGAUGGCACACUGGUAUUUCACUCAAUAGAUAUGGCUAUAUAUCCAGGCUCUGUCAUAGCCGGCCGCGACCGGGAGACCCAUGGGGCGGCGCACAAUUGGCCCAGCGUCGUCCAGGGUAGGGGAGGGAAUGGCCGGCAGGGAUGUAGAGCAUGGCGUUUGCAACGCCAGGGUUGUGGGUUCGAUUCCCACGGGGGGCCAGUAUGAAAAAUAAAAAAAUUAUGUAUGCACUCACUAACUGUAAGUCGCUCUGGAUAAGAGCGUCUGCUAAAUGACUAAAAUGUAAAUGUAAAUAUGGGAGUUUAUCAAAAUUAGCUUUGUUUUCAAAUUCUUUGUGGGUCUGUGUAAUCUGAGGGAAAUAUGUUUCUCUAAUAUGGUCAUACAUUUGGCAGGAGGUUAGGAUGUGCAGCUCAGUUUCCACCUCAUUUUGUGGGCAGUGUGCACAUAGCCUGUCUUCUCUUGACAGCCAGGUCUGCCUACGGCGGCCUUUCUCAAUAGCAAGGCUAUGCUCACUGAGUCUGUACAUAGUCAAAGCUUUCCUUAAGUUUGGGUCAGUCACAGUGGUCAGGUAUUCUGCCACUGUGUACUCUCUGUUUAGGGCCAAAUAGCAUUCCAGUUUGCGCAGUUUUUUAAAAAUUAUUUCCAAUAUGUCAAGUAAUUAUCUUUUUGUUUUCUCAUGAUUUGGUUGGGUCUAAUUGUGUUGCUGUCCUGGGGCUCUGUGGGGUCUGUUUGUGAACAGAGCCCCAGGACCAGCUAGCUUAGGGGACUCUUCUCCAGGUUAAUGUCUCUGUAGGUGAUGGCUUUGUUAUGGAAGGUUUGAGAAUCGCUUCCUUUUAGGUGGUUGUUGAAUUUAAUGGCUCUUUUCUGGAUUUUGAUAAUUAGCGGGUGACGGCCUAAUUCUGCUCUGUAUGCAUUAUUUGGUGUUUUACAUUGUACACGGAGGAUAUUUUUGCAGAAUACUGCAUGCAGUCUCAAUUUGGUGUUUGUCCCAUUUUGUGAAUCUCCCCCACUCUCCUCCUUUACCCUCCAUCAAGUCCCUCAAUAUCCCUCAAGUAAGGACUUCAUCCCUCCCUCCCUCUAUCCGUCCCCCCUCCCUCUCUCUAUCCAUCUCUCUGUCCAUCUCUCUCUCUCUCUGUCCAUCUCUCUCCCUCUCUCUAUCCAUCUCUCGCUCUCUCUCUAUCCAUCCCUCACUCCCCCUUUUCCCCCUAGCCUUUGAUUCCUCUCCCCCUUUUCCCCUUUCAUUCCUCACUCCCCCUUUUCCCCCUAGCCUUUCAUCCCCCCCCCCCCCCCCCAAAGCUUACGGCACGUAACAUGACACACCGUCUGGUAAUGGUAAUGUUGCCAUAGCAGACCUCUUGACUAUUCAGACUGCUUCAUGACUCAGAUGAUUUGAUGAAAGUAUCUGACCACAGACUUCCCAUCAGUCCCUCCUCCUUCCUUGGACUGCACUGCUGUCCUCCUCACCACAGAAUGUGGAGGGUUAUUGACAGACCAGGGGGGGGUUAUCCAGCAAGAUUCAAUGCAGUGUUUCUCUUACCAUUGUCUAUGCAGAACCCCCCCACCUUCUAUUUGUUUCAAUGGAUGAUUUUGGUGCCAGAGGGCCUGGAUAUAGCUUUGGAGGACUUUUGUUAAGUCAUCUAGGGGAAUGACUGAUGCAACAUUUACAAUGGAUACACGGUUGCGGCCAAAUAUAUUGGCACUUUUCUUAAAUAAUUCCCUAUUUUUUUCUAAAAUAAGUUGAAAUGUAAAUCAACUUUUGGUCACCACACCUUGUUACACCAUGUGCAUCCAUAACCUAUGGUGAGAUCUGAAAACAGCAGUUUGGUGGAUGGCACCCCUCACAUUAAAGAAUUAGAGAAGUUUGCUGCUGAAAAGUGGGCCAAAUAGUCAGUAGAAAGGUGUAGCAAGCUUAUUGAUGGCUACAAGAAGCAUUUGUCUGCAGUUAUCUUGGCUAAAGGUUGUGCAAGCAAGUUAUAGUUCCGGGGUGCCAAUCAUUUUGUCCAUGCCAUUUGUCUUUAUUUUAUCAAUUAAAAUUGUACAUUUAUCUUGGCUUAAGUUUACAAAACUAAAAUUGGAAUGUUGAAUGUUGAAAAUCCAAUAACAAAGUAUGGAAACCAACAUUAAAAAAAUAAAUAAGUAAACUUAUUUGAGAAUAGGGGAAUUAUUUAAGAAAAGUGCAGGGGUGCUAAUAUAUUUGGUCGCACCUGUACAUACCGUAAAACUCAGUCUCAAAUAGCCACCAGUCCCUUUUUAAUAGCCGGGCAACAGCAGACUUUAAAGCAAAUAAACUUUGAGAUUAGCAUGAAUUGUUUACGAGGUUUGAUUUGCAACAUUAAAUAAUUCAGUAAUAACGUGAAAAAAUUAUGGCAAUCAUCCAUUUUUAUCACCAGUAAGAAACUGUUACCCAUUGGCUGCUAACAAUUAAUAACUUCUAGCUAACUGGCAAGCACAAAAACAGUCAACAACUUCGGGAGUACAGAACACUAGAAAUCGUCUGAUCGCACCUCUAGUGGCGAAAGUAAGAACUGCUGAAAAUGCACAGUCAUAGUGGAGAAUAAUUGUCAAGGAAAAGAAGCCUGUCUCUAAGAAGCGCCUGUUGUGUUCAGUGAUUUAAGCAAAUGAACUCCCAGCCUAUCAAUUGAAGUUUGAAAUUAUAGUCUAGACAUAAUCCUAUAUGCUAUAUACUAUGUUCUGUAACGUCACAUCCCCAUGAACAAGCCCCAGUAGUAGUGAGUCAAUGGUUGAUCUGAUUCUAUGUGUUGGACCGUGCGUCCUCCCUGUCUCUCUCUCGCUCUCUGCUUCAGGUUCCUGGGCCACCUGUAUGCUGCAGAGGCCCUCAUAUCCCUAGACCGGAUCUCAGAGGCCAUCGCUCACCUCAACCCAGAGAACGUCACUGAUGUCUCCCUGGGGGUGUUGUCCAGCGAGCAGGACCAAGGUUAGUCCUCACACCCACCUCUCUAGUGCCAAUUGAAGGCUUUGCUGGAAAACCCAGCACCCCACCCAGUAUUCUGCCCUAACUGAAAUGAACUAUCUAUGUAACCACAUGAUGACUGGAUCAGAUCAGUGUCUGAUAGUGUGUUGGUGUUCACAGGGUCAGAUAAAGGGGAUCUGGAGCCUGUCGAGUCAUGUGAGUCUACACACACACACACACACACAACCCCACACACACUAUUUUCACUGAACACACUCCCUGCAGUCUCUGUAGAGACACCCCAUCUAAAGUAUGUAUGUGGUGACAUCCCGCAAUGGUUCAUCCCGCGAUGGUUCAUGGGAUGACAGUGUAUUGUGUGUCCAUACAGCAGGGAAGCUGACUCCUCUGACAGGGUUUAGUUGAUUAAUUAGACCAUAAAAAUAAAAAGCCAUACAUGUACAUGAGUAAAAUCAUGUUGUAUAACACAGUCUGGGACUUCUUUCCAUUGUGUUCCUCUUGAGACAAGAUGGCUGUGCAAGAUCCAACAGGGUUUCACAUGGUAUGACAGAGAGAUAAUACAACAUAAAAACAACGAAGAAGAAUAUCUGUCAUCAUUGCAGUUACAUCGUAAGGAACAUUCGUAUGGGCACAGAACACAUCAAACAGUUUUUAACUUUAUUUUUAAAGCUGUCCAGAGAGGCUGUGUUGUGUUCAUACAGCAGGGAAGCAGACGAGCUUGCAUCCCUCUUCCAAUAGCCUAUUAGUAUAAGAAAUGCUUGAAAUAAUGUCCAAGCUAUUCUAGUCUAGCCUUUUCUGGGACAGCAAAAGCCAAGGGGCGUGUUGAGCAAGAGACGGAGGCUAUACGUUAGAAGCUUAUGGAUAACCCAUCAUUCGUUAGUUAAAUGUAAAGCUAAUACUGCAUUGAAUUUAUUACCUGAAAGAGGUAAGCUAGGACAUCUAUAUCUCUGUCUGUGUAUAUAUAUACACACACACACACACACGUAUCUCAGUCUUGAACAGGAUUAGACCUAUCUAUUUUGGAUGGAAUUGAUAGACAGUGUGAGCAUGCUCGCGUGCACACUGAUUUUAAAGCAGCGAUAUUCGAGUGAUGGGCUGUUUUAAAACUCUGCAGCUACAUUUUAAAAAAAUGCAUCUUUACAAAGAAAAAGUAUGGUAACCCCCGAAAGCCAGAUGGAGAUGGGUAAAUUAGAUACGCAUUCGGUCUUUAUAUUACUGUAGCAUAGGCUAUGCUGUAGCAAAUGUAGUCCUACCUGUCACAAUAAGAAAACAUGAUGAGAUAAUACGUGCAUUGUGAACUGCGCUCCAUACUGAGAUGUGCUGUCAGUCAUCAUGCAGAUGGCUCCAUACUGAGAUGUGCUGUCAGUCAUCAUGCAGAUGGCUCCAUACUGAGAUGGGCUGUCUGUCAUCAUGCGGAUGGCUCCAUACUGAGAUGCGCUGUCUGUCAUCUUGCGGAUGGCUCCAUACUGAGAUGCGCUGUCUGUCAUCAUGCGGAUGGCUCCAUACUGAGAUGCGCUGUCUGUCAUCAUGCGGAUGGCUCCAUACUGAGAUGCGCUGUCUGUCAUCAUGCGGAUGGCUCCAUACUGAGAUGCGCUGUCUGUCAUCAUGCGGAUGGCUCCAUACUGAGAUGCGCUGUCUGUCAUCAUGCGGAUGGCUCCAUACUGAGAUGCGCUGUCUGUCUUCAUGCGGAUGGCUCCAUACUGAGAUGCGAUGUCUGUCAUCAUGCGGAUGGCUCCAUACUGAGAUGCGAUGUCUGUCAUCAUGCGGAUGGCUCCAUACUGAGAUGCGCUGUCUGUCUUCAUGCGGAUGGCUCCAUACUGAGAUGCGCUGUCUGUCAUCAUGCGGAUGGCUCCAUACUGAGAUGCGCUGUCUGUCAUCAUGCAGAUAGCAGAGUAGGCCGUGGCCUGCAGAGAAGCCAGAUUUAGACAUUGCAUAUAAUUUAAGUUCCAUUUAAAUGUCAGGCUGUUCAUAUAAAUCAUUUAUUAUAAUUUACCGGUUUCCCGCAGUUAUUCAUCCCAGGAAAAGGGAGUGGGUUUGGGCGGGAAAUCUCGGUAACCCGGUUCCCACUAUUCAACCCUAGUCCUACAGCCAGGGAAGCAGACUCCUCUGUUGACAGGGUUUGUUGUGUGUCCAUACAGCAGGGAAGCAGACUCCUCUGUUGACAGGGUUUGUUGUGUGUCCAUACAGCAGGGAAGCAGACUCCUCUGUGUUACCCCAGCACAGUGAGCUCAGCCCGGGCCAUAAUGCUCUUCAACCUGGGCAGUGCCUACUGUCUGAGGAGCGAGUAUGAGAAGGCCCGCAAGUGCCUGCAUCAGGUACGGUACACACUCGUAGACACGUGCCCCCACAUACACACACACAGAGCUACAGUACAUGCGUAUCUCUUGAAACCAUUCAGAUGUGUUAUUGUCCCAAACAUGACUGUUUAGAUGUGUGUAGUAUGUCUGUGUGACCUGUUUACCUCUCUCCCAGGCGGCCUCCAUGGUGAACACGAAGGAGAUUCCUCCUGAAGCCAUCUUACUGGCUGUCUACCUCGAGCUGCAGAACGGUGAGUCAGCUACAUCUCUCUGGGUUCUCAUUCCGAUCUGCAAAGUUGUGAAGUGGGCGCAUCAGGUUUCCCAAUCUUGUAGUUGGUCCUUUCCUCUUCUGACAGUUGUCUUUAUUACUUUGAUAGUCAAGAAGAAUCCAUUGUUCUCUAGCAUAGUAUGGUGGUUUUUCAAGGAAGUGCUGGGGCUGAUGUCAGUCAAACUCUGACAUUCCACUUCUAGAAUUCAGCAGGUAGAAUGCUGAAGGCCACAGGCUGACACAAAGGCAGUGGUGACAGAUUACAGCAGUCAGUCCCCUUCUGUCCAAUGGGUGGAUCAAUGUAGAAGGGUCAGGACUUUAUGACCUUACUAAGAGCUGUGUAUGAUCUCUGUUCCUCUCUCUCCUCCUCGCUCUUUCUCUCUUUGUUCCUCUCUCUCUCUCUCCCCCCCUCACCCCCUCCCCCCCUCACCCCCUCCCCCCCCUCACCUCAGGGAACACACAGCUCGCCCUGCAAAUCAUCAAACGUAACCAGCUCCUCCCCUCAGUGCUCCAGACGCCCUCUCCAGACACACGAAAGAAGCCUGUUCCCUCCUCCUUCCAGCCUGUCCAACCACCCAUCCAGAUGCCCUCACCCUUCACAACAGUCCAGCGCAAAUGA